AUUUUUUGUAGAGACGGAGUCUCACCACGUUGCCCAGGCCUCGGCCUCUUAAAGUGCGGGGAUUACAGGCAUGAGUGUGAAGUGUUAAACAGCGGCUCAGGGAGGCCAACCAGGGUCCAAGAAACCCCGUCCCUGCUGCCUCCACUGGUCCAGAGCUAGUACCCCCAGCCAGCAUGACACUCAUGUCCCAGACAUUGUGGGUCAACAGAAAUUCAGAUAGCUAAGAGAAUGGAAACGGACAAAGGAGGCACAGGAGGAUUCCGUGCCAGAGUCUGGAUUGGUCACCCCCGUUCAGGUUCUGCCUGAGGAAAGGAGAAUGGGGUCCGGGCACAGUCGGCUGGAUGGAGCAUCUGAAGACGGCUUGCACCAGAGCCCUCGUGGCUGAAGGAAGAAGCCAGGGGUGUUUAGACAGAGCAGCAGAGAAGAAACAGACAUCCUGGAUCCCGCGGGGAGCAGGCCGGGGCUGGGAACAGGAGGUCUGUUUAUUCCUGGCAGUCCCAUAUCAGAAGGGUCCCACACCCACUUCUGUCCAGGCCCCAGGCUGAACUCUCCCAGAGCCUGUGACUUCUGCCCUACCAUAUCGCGUGGUUCUGAGGGCCGGCCCUGGAACCCUGCAUCCUCCCCACCCACCAGCUCCCUCGAGGAUGGAUUUGAGGCUGGAUGCUUUCGUCUUCCCACUUUUUGUCCCAACAGAAGUCCCUCCUCUUCAGGAUCCCUGACUGACUGUGCAGAGCUGGCAGAGCCGGCAGAGCCGGCAGAGCCACACUCCGCGGACCUCCAGCCCUUCAGGCCCAGCUCUCCUGGAGAGCACGGAAGUCCCUUUGCUCCAUUUACUUUUUCAGCCAGGAAGUGUUUCCUAAUGUCUCACCCCCAGCGCCAGCUUUCCUGCUGCAGUUUCCGCCUGUUCCCUCCCAUUUCAGGCCUUAAGGGAGUGUGGCUGGGCUUCUCUCCUCCCCCUCACUCCAAAGCCACACUUGAUACAAGGUGGAAAUCGAGGCACCACUCCUCCUGGCUUCCCAGCCUUGAACUUGCCCUUCCCUCUCAGUGUACCUGGUUUCCUCAGUUUCCCUGUGCAGCAAAAGUGUCACUCCCCUCUUGCUUUUCCUAAGCUCCCCAUGUGCCUCUCUCAGCAGAUCUGUCUUAGAGGGGCCAGGUGCAGAGAAAAGCAAAAAUCCUAAUAAUGUUCCUAGCGAUCGCUGCCUGUCACGGAGUGCUGAAGGACCAAGUGCUGAUCUGAGUCCUCAUCACACGGGACCUCAUUUAGUCUCACGAUAGGUGAGUACAACUAUGGGCCCCAUUUUACAGAUGAGGAAACUAAGGCAAGAGAACUUUAGUCAUUUGCCCAAGUUCACCAGCUUUUAAAAGGAUCCGGACAGCUCUGAUUCCAGCGCCAGCUCAUGCCUCUUCAUUGUGGGGGAGGAAAGAGAGGGAGUCGUUUGUUGGAGCAAACCCCCACCCAUCAAGGGCCAAGCCACUGGCGUAUAUGCAGCCAUAUGUGUUAUGCUGUGAUAUGCCCCACCACGACCUUAAUUAGAGGUCGUUUUUCUUGUUCCCAUUUUAACACAGACAAAAACCGAGGCCCAGUAGUACCUUACCCAAGGUCACAUCCCCAGAGCCAUUUGUCCCUCAUAGUUCAGAACUUAGAAAGCAGUUGAGAAAAGUAUGGAAUGACGCCAGAUUCAGGAAGGUAAGUCUGACCUUAUAAACUGAAAGGCCCAUCAGGCGAUGGGAUGGGGAAGUGAAGAUCCUCAGGCCCCAAACACCCGCCACUGCCGCCAUCACACACGGAAGUAUGAGGGAGCCUGGUGUACUGUCAACUGACCGGCCAGUCCAGGGGCUUAAAUAUAAAUGCAUCAGCUGAGGCGGGAAGUCAGGAGGGGUAAGUCAAUCACUAUUAUUCAUUAACUGGAAUGCAUUUCUCAGAUUACUCCAAGCUGGAGUAGGGAAACUGCCACCUAGGUGGCAGGGCAGAGGGACACUGGGUAGGAGGGGGAGGCAGGCCUCCCAGUUGCUGCGGUUCAGAAUACGCCAGGUCCCACCUCCCAGAGGCGGGGCCGGGGCUGAGUCCCGCCAGCCUCGUUUCUCCAUCCCUCUGAGAACCCAGACGGGCAGAGCCUGAGUAGGAGAGCCUGGCCCCGCUGUCUCCACCGGGUGGAGACACCAUGCACUUGGUCCACUUGUGCUCUUCAGCCAGGACACCAGACAUGGUCCAAACCCCUGCAGGGCUGGCUGCAGCAACUCCCUGACACUCAGGAAGGCCCAGGCUGGGCAGGCAAUACCUGCUCCCAACAGCCAUGUGAGUAGCUACUCCCCCAACCCCCAAACCCCAGAUCCUGGAGAGGCCACUGCACCCAGCCCAAGCCACCAGACCCUCGGGGGUGUGCAGGUGGUACAGCCUGCACCCUGCUGGGAAAUCACCCCUAGGGGCUGCUCCCUGCCUUUGUCACUGUUCUGGUGGAGGUGGGGUAGGGGGAAUCAUUCCGAUUAGGGCUGGGAGCUCCAGCUUAGGCCAGGUUUGGGGUAAUGAACCCUGAGUCUCGCGGGGCUUGAGAGAGUUGAUGGUGCUAGGGGGAAGGGAACAGAAACUGGAAGGCCUCUAGAGAGGAAAAGACAUCCUGGGUGGAGGGCACUGGAGGAGACUGAGGAAGAGAAAACACGAUUAGGGGAGGGGAAAGGGGGCACAAGGCCUUGGAGGCCCGGGUUCGGGGUGCUGGGGGAACCUGGGAAGGAAGGGGAGCAUCUUCCUUCCUCUCAGCUCAGGGUGGCCAUGGGGCCCUGAUCCCCUGUCCUGGAGGAGGGGAGAGGUAUGAAUCCUUUCCUUAUUGACUUGGAUCCUAGCAACAGCAGCUGCUCCCCUGUUGACAGAAGCAGGAGUUCCCACAGGACCCAGGACCCCUCCCCCGUCCCCAGGAUGUGGCAGCAGAGCCAUGACACUGGAGGACUGAGACCAGGGAAUGACGGGAAGGACAGGGACAGAUGAGAGCCACAGAGAAGCCAGGCUUUGCCCACUGACUCCUCUUCCCUCUCCUCUGGGCUCAGCCUCAGGCCUGGGGGUGUUGGGGAGUCCCUGUCCUUGCUGCUGGCAUCUCCAUGUUCACUGCCACAGGUCCCCUCCUGCUGCUUCUCUCCUCCCUCCAGCUCCCAGGAAGGACCCUGUUGCUAGUGUGGAGCAAAGACGAGUCAAGUUUAUGGGCUGGAAGUCCUACCCGGAGGCUGCUCACUGAGCUGUGAUGGCUACAAGGACAGAUAGGGGGAAGGGCACAGGGUGCCCGAGACCUGGCCCACUGGAGCCUGUCACCUAAUGGCCGGCCGGAAGACCACUACACACCAGCCAGCCCUGGUCCAUUCUUUUGGCUCAUUUAGGGGCCUCCCCGGUGGAGGCAGGGAUACACAAAAUGCUUUGGGGCUGGAUGGACCCGCCUUUCAGUCUAAACAAGAGACCUAAACACAGCCGCCCAGAAAAGGCAGAUACCAGAAAUGGAUAAAGCUGGCUGGGUGGGGACUGUCGGAAGGGCAGCCAGCAGUGAGCUCCGGCUGGUUGCUACCAUAUAGGACAUAUGUGUUGCCAGACCUGAUUUUUCAAUAGAAACCAAAGAUAGUUUUUUAUAUAAAUGUUUAAUUGGCAAUUAUGAAAAAUUCUGUGUAUCAGUGAACAUAAUACAGCCCACAGCCUGCGGGUCUGUGUCCCUGGACUAACAUGCCGCCCUGCCAGGAGGACACGACCUGCAGCCCCAUCCUAACUCUGGCCACCCCAUCCUGCAGGCAUGCCGGCUGCCACUCCAGGACUCCCCCGUCCUCAGGACCGAGAUGACGCCCAACAGCACUGGCGAGGUGCCCAGCCCCAUUCCCAAGGGGGUUCUGGGGCUCUCCCUGGCCCUGGCAAGCCUCAUCGUCACAGCGAACCUGCUGCUAGCCCUGGGCAUUGCCUCGGACCGCCACCUGCGCAGCCCGCCUGCUGGCUGCUUCUUCCUGAGCCUGCUGCUGGCUGGGCUGCUCACGGGUCUGGCAUUGCCCACGUUGCCAGGGCUGUGGAACCAGAGUCGCCGGGGUUACUGGUCCUGCCUCCUCCUCUACUUGGCUCCCAACUUCUCCUUCCUCUCCCUGCUCGCCAACCUCCUGCUGGUGCAUGGGGAGCGCUACAUAGCAGUCCUGAGGCCACUCCAGCCCCCUGGGAGCACUCGGCUGGCCCUGCUCCUCACCUGGGCUGGCCCCCUGCUCUUUGCCAGUCUGCCCGCUCUGGGGUGGAACCACUGGACCCCUGGUGCCAACUGCAGCUCCCAGGCUAUCUUCCCAGCCCCCUACCUCUACCUGGAAGUCUAUGGGCUUCUGCUGCCCGCUGUGGGUGCUGCUGCCCUCCUCUCUGUCCGCGUGCUGGUCACUGCCCACCGCCAGCUGCAGGACAUCCGCCGGUUGGAGCGGGCAGUGUGCCGCGAUGAGCCCUCGGCCCUGGCCCGGGCCCUUACCUGGAGGCAGGCAAGGGCGCAGGCUGGAGCCAUGCUGCUCUUCGGGCUGUGCUGGGGGCCCUACGUGGCCACACUGCUCCUCUCAGUCCUGGCCUAUGAGCAGCGCCCACCCCUGGGGCCUGGGACUCUGUUGUCCCUCAUCUCCCUGGGAAGUGCCAGUGCAGCGGCAGUGCCCGUGGCCAUGGGGCUGGGCGAUCAGCGCUACACAGCCCCCUGGAGGGCAGCCGCCCAAAGAUGCCUGCAGGGGCUGCGGGGAAGAGCCUCCCGGGACAGUCCCGGCCCCAGCACUGCCUACCACCCAAGCAGCCAAAGCAGCGUCGACCUGGACUUGAACUAAAGGAAGGGCCUCUGCUGACUCCUACCAGAGCAUCCAUCCAGCUCAGCCACCCAGCCUGUCUCCACUGGGCCCCACUUCUCUGGAUCAGAGACCCUGCCUCUAUUUGACCCCACACUGACUGAAUAAAGCUCCUCUGGCUGUUUA
Messenger RNA from Cercocebus atys (sooty mangabey), 4944 nucleotides. It is a transcript of the gene GPBAR1, whose product is annotated as G protein-coupled bile acid receptor 1. Gene Ontology annotation, cellular component: membrane. The transcript is spliced from 2 exons. NCBI's taxonomy places the organism in Eukaryota, Metazoa, Chordata, Mammalia, Primates, Cercopithecidae. Gene Ontology annotation, molecular function: G protein-coupled bile acid receptor activity. Gene Ontology annotation, biological process: G protein-coupled receptor signaling pathway. The record is from RefSeq and is a predicted model, not a curated record. Bases 3808 to 4800 code for a protein of 330 amino acids.